CGCGUCAAAAGAGCCGCUGACACGCGUGUCGCAAUGAGGGUCUCUCUCCUACUGUUCCUCGCCAGCGUCUCUGUGGGGACCUCCGCCGCCGGCAGAGAUACCUGGGCUUCAUUUUUUCGUCUAAGACUGGACGAACUGCUGAAGAAAGCCAGCAACAGAUGGCCGGAUGAGGCAAACAUCACAAAUGCUUCGACCACUCUCGUUAAGCACAGUGACGGGUGGUUGUCGCUGCGAGGAGGAGCCCUGCGGAACCUCUCGUCGUGGAACCUGCCCGCAGACGUCGACCUCAACUGCACGGGCAGCACCGCCGUCGUCACCGUCGACACAGCCUUCGAGGCUCUCCCCUUCUCCUUCAGCUACCUGUACGACAAUGGCACUUUUCUGGAACCCGUCCGCCAGUUGACGGGCUCGCUUCGGGGCCUGGCCGGACGGCUCGUAUUCCUGGUGACGAGAUUCCCCAACUACUACUUCUGGAAGUUCAACUUCCACCUCCGCAAGGAGAAUACAUCGGUUGAAGUGGUCGAUCCCGCAAAGGGGGACAACACAAUUUUCCGGAAGGCGGAAAUGUCGAGCGCCCUCUUGAGGGCCAUGAACGACCGCGUGCUCGGCGACUUGGAGCUGAAGCUUGACACAGUGCUGGGAGUCGCGAUAGACAUAAUGGACAUGUACGCGAUAUCAGCCGCUUGCACCGAGAGAGCGACGACGGCGGCGCCGGACAUCAGUACAGGAGCCGCUGCCGUCGGCACGACGACCUCCGCAAGGACCACAAUCGCCGCGGAGGACCACGGAACUCCCGGCGACCCGGCCUCCGGAACCUCCGCUGAGCAACAACCUGCAGAUCCUUCGAGGACCACGAGGGGUGAACCCUCAGUUGACACAGAACUUCCCAGCCGAAACCACCUCGGAGCCACAGACCACGUGGCGAACACUCCGGCGUCCGCCAGAUCAGGCACCCCGGCCUCCGGAACCUCCGCUGAGCAACAACCUGCGGAUCCUUCGAGGACCACGAGGGGUGAACCCUCAGUUGACACAGAACUUCCCAGCCGAAACCACCUCGGAGCCACAGACCACGUGGCGAACACUCCGGCGUCCGCCAGAUCAGGCACCCCGGCCUCCGGAACCUCCGCUGAGCAACAACCUGCGGAUCCUUCGAGGACCACGAGGGGUGAACCCUCAGUUGACACAGAACUUCCCAGCCGAAACCACCUCGGAGCCACAGACCACGUGGCGAACACUCCGGCGUCCGCCAGAUCAGGCACCCCGGCCUCCGGAACCUCCGCUGAGCAACAACCUGCGGAUCCUUCGAGGACCACGAGGGGUGAACCCUCAGUUGACGCAGAACUUCCCAGCCGAAACCACCUCGGAGCCACAGACCACGUGGCGAACACUCCGGCGUCCGCCAGAUCAGGCACCCCGGCCUCCGGAACCUCCGCUGAGCAACAACCUGCGGAUCCUUCGAGGACCACGAGGGGUGAACCCUCAGUUGACACAGAACUUCCCAGCCGAAACCACCUCGGAGCCACAGACCACGUGGCGAACACUCCGGCGUCCGCCAGAUCAGGCACCCCGGCCUCCGGAACCUCCGCUGAGCAACAACCUGCGGAUCCUUCGAGGACCACGAGGGGUGAACCCUCAGUUGACACAGAACUUCCCAGCCGAAACCACCUCGGAGCCACAGACCACGUGGCGAACACUCCGGCGUCCGCCAGAUCAGGCACCCCGGCCUCCGGAACCUCCGCUGAGCAACAACCUGCGGAUCCUUCGAGGACCACGAGGGGUGAACCCUCAGUUGACGCAGAACUUCCCAGCCGAAACCACCUCGGAGCCACAGACCACGUGGCGAACACUCCGGCGUCCGCCAGAUCAGGCACCCCGGCCUCCGGAACCUCCGCUGAGCAACAACCUGCGGAUCCUUCGAGGACCACGAGGGGUGAACCCUCAGUUGACACAGAACUUCCCAGCCGAAACCACCUCGGAGCCACAGACCACGUGGCGAACACUCCGGCGUCCGCCAGAUCAGGCACCCCGGCCUCCGGAACCUCCGCUGAGCAACAACCUGCGGAUCCUUCGAGGACCACGAGGGGUGAACCCUCAGUUGACACAGAACUUCCCAGCCGAAACCACCUCGGAGCCACAGACCACGUGGCGAACACUCCGGCGUCCGCCAGAUCAGGCACCCCGGCCUCCGGAACCUCCGCUGAGCAACAACCUGCGGAUCCUUCGAGGACCACGAGGGGUGAACCCUCAGUUGACGCAGAACUUCCCAGCCGAAACCACCUCGGAGCCACAGACCACGUGGCGAACACUCCGGCGUCCGCCAGAUCAGGCACCCCGGCCUCCGGAACCUCCGCUGAGCAACAACCUGCGGAUCCUUCGAGGACCACGAGGGGUGAACCCUCAGUUGACACAGAACUUCCCAGCCGAAACCACCUCGGAGCCACAGACCACGUGGCGAACACUCCGGCGUCCGCCAGAUCAGGCACCCCGGCCUCCGGAACCUCCGCUGAGCAACAACCUGCGGAUCCUUCGAGGACCACGAGGGGUGAACCCUCAGUUGACGCAGAACUUCCCAGCCGAAACCACCUCGGAGCCACAGACCACGUGGCGACAACUCCGGCGUCCGCCAGAUCCGGCGCACCGCGCGGAGGGGAAAAAACACACCCCGGUGUCGAAAAACUUCGCGGCCGCGGCAGGCGUGACGACUCGCUGACGAACGCGACUCAGAAGGUCGACCAAAUAUUCCGCAAUAUACUGAACAAGUCGCUCAAACAUUUCCCCAGCCUGGAGUUACUACCCUACAAAAUGCCGGAUACAGAAGACGAACUCUAUCAGAAAGCAGAAGGUUUGGCGACGAUAGACAUAACUCUCAAGGGCUUGAGAAACCUGAAGAUCAGCGGAGACCCAACGUUCCAGAGGAUCAAUGCAACCGCCGGCAGAGUGGUAGCAGAUGUGUGUUUCGGCGGUGUCACGUACACCGCGUUGUUCCGCCUCCACUCCAAGGACUCGUCGUGGACUGCCCAAGGGGACGUGGAACUACUGACGGGUCAACUGGCGGUUCUCGUGGACUACGAGAACGCAUCGGCAGCCACCGUUGCUGUAGAGGAGUUCAGCCUGAAGCCAUUCGUGUUGCUGACGGGCACACCCACGGCCACCGGGUCGGGGGCCAGGAAGUCUGUGGACGCCGGCGAGAUCGAAGACGCGGCGAGGGGGGCGUUCAAGACGGACGUGCUCUCGACCCUGCUCGGUAGAGACUCGCCCCUGCUGCAGAACGUCUCCUGGGAAGAGCGGUGGGACCUGAGUUCUCUGCUCCCCUCCAGCACGGUCGCGCCGACGACGAAGACUUCGACCAGUCCAACAUCGAGACUUACGACCAGUCCAACAUCGAGACUUACGACCAGUCCAACGUCGAGACUUACGACCGCGCCAACAUCGAAACUGCCGACCGCGCCAACGUCGAAGACAUCGACUGGUCCAACGUCGAAGACAUCGACUGGUCCAACGUCAAGAAUUACGACCGCGCCAACAUCUAUACUUACAACCGCGCCAACAUCGAGAUUGACGACCGCGCAAACGUCGAAGACAUCGACUGGUCCAACAUCGAGAUUGACGACCGCGCCAGCGUCGGAGACUCCGACCACCACAACGGCGUUGCCGACGUCGACUUCGACACCGGUUUUGUCAACCGCACCCAGCGCGGGGUCUGUCUCGCGCUCGCUCCUGGGUCUUCCCAUCGGACUGGCGUCAGUCCUGACAACUUUUCUGGCUGCGAAGCUGCUCCUUUAAAACCCCAAAAAAUAUCCCUGUUUAAAACUUUUAUUUUACCUAGAAACGUUUCUGUACGUUGUGUGCGUCAUCAAGUAGUUAUACGUGAUUUUUUUUAAAAAACAAAUCUACUAUCCGGUGUCAACUUCAGUGAAAUAAUAUUAUUAAUGGUUUUGGGUUUACUAAUGUAAAUUUAAAUUUUUCCUAAAAUAUUUCUCAGUUCCUAAAUUUUUACUUUAGACUUAAAACGAUAUAUAUUUUUAAAUAAUCUACAAAAUCUACAAAGGUUUUAUAUUUUUGUAACUUUUCAUGUUGAAUUUAUUUAGAACAAAAAUGUUAUAUCUUUUAAGAAGUGCACUUGUAUUUUUCACCAAAAGAUGGCUUUAGAAUUUUAGAAAAGCUAUAAUUCUUAUUUAAUUGGUGAGAUUUUAAUCAAUAUUUUACUUACCUAAUUUGAAUUAUUUACCUCGCCUAUUAAGUAAAUAUUCAAUUUAUCGCUGAAAAUCAAUUUUGAUUUCAUGAGUAUGUCGUUAAAAUUCAUUAAAAGAUUAUUGAUAAGACGAUUCACACGCAAUGUAGUUUUAUCAAGAUGUUCUUCAAUAAAAACAAUUGUUCUUCAAUUACGUUUUUAUCAUUGUAUAUAUAUCUCAUAAAUAAUUUUCAUUUGCACAACGUAAAAAUAAUUUCAAAUAUCAAUAAAGAUUUCGUGUGUAUUAAA
Bacillus rossius redtenbacheri is the source of this 4480-nucleotide messenger RNA. Its product is annotated as mucin-2-like. NCBI's taxonomy places the organism in Eukaryota, Metazoa, Arthropoda, Insecta, Phasmatodea, Bacillidae. The transcript is spliced from 8 exons. The coding region runs from base 34 to 3783 and encodes 1249 amino acids. The record is from RefSeq and is a predicted model, not a curated record.